Messenger RNA from Penicillium robsamsonii, 1674 nucleotides. RefSeq names its product putative general stress response phosphoprotein phosphatase Psr1/2 (gene psrA). Gene Ontology annotation, molecular function: phosphoprotein phosphatase activity. NCBI's taxonomy places the organism in Eukaryota, Fungi, Ascomycota, Eurotiomycetes, Eurotiales, Aspergillaceae. The record is from RefSeq and is a predicted model, not a curated record. The coding region runs from base 1 to 1674 and encodes 557 amino acids. Gene Ontology annotation, cellular component: plasma membrane. The transcript has 5 exons.
AUGAGUGGAGAGAAAGCCCAAGAUUCACCUCCGGAAUCCACAAACAAAGCCCCUAUGAAUACCUCCGGUCUUCCGGGCUCAGCCAUUGCUGAGUCCGAACAGGGCAGAGGUACCGAUGCGACCGAAAUCCAGGACGCAACCUCUGUCGCACCUUCCGACCCGGCUUUGUCUUCCACUGUACCAGCGGGUUCCACACCAGCUGCUGCUGAAAGCAUCGACACACCGAAGAAACGCCAUUUGUUGAUUCCGAUCCCAUCGCGACGAUCCUCGAGAGCCAGCAAAAAACAGGGGUCGGAAAAGUCCGAUGAAGCAGCACAGGAUGAGCCUUCGCGACGGAGUUCCAAAGUGAGCAUCUUGCGGUCGAAACGGGAUCACAGUCGGGCAAGUAGCCGACGCUCGCGCCAGACUCAGGACGGUGUGAAUGCGGAGGAGAGUAAAGAGGCGUCGACUAUGCCUGAUGACAGCCCCUCAAAGCCUCAGCAGAAGAAGGGUCCAUCUAAGCUCCUGGCUUUCUUGGGUUGUUGCUCCUCUUCGGAUGUCGACGCAGAUGACACUACGUUGCCUGCAAAGAAAACGACCAUGCGGCCACCUGCUCCCAACAGGUUGCCUACUCCAAACAAGACAGAGGCUCCUACUGCUGAUUCCAGCACUGUAGAAUCAACGGAGCCAUAUUUAGACGAAAAGGCGAACUCCACAGUCAGCGCCGAUCAGCCUGGCGAAGAAGACCGCAAUGCCCCGGUCCAGGCUGCCACAGCCAGUGUGCAAAGCGAGGGGCCUUCGGCGGUUGCCACGCAGCCGAAAGUUUCUGCUCAGAAAGAUCAAACCAACGAUGUUACCCCGCCUGCCCAAACGGGAAUUGUGGUGGGAUCAGUACCUGAAGUGGAGGCAGACGCAGCGAAAGCAGAUGUAAGCACUCAGGAUUGGGAAGGUCAAUCAACCUCAACCACCGAGGACCUCACUUCUGCAUCAACCUCAGCCAUGCCUAAAAAUUUUGGCACCGACGGCCAAGAAGAAGUAACCUCUCAAGAAACAAAACUCCCCGUGGUGAUCCCUCCGCCGCCACCACCGCUGCCACCUGCACCCCCUGCUCCUGCUCGAGGCCACUAUGAGGACACAGGACAUCCUUUGCUCCCUGCACCCUUGCCUCACUUAAGCGACCGAAAGUGCUUGGUUCUUGACCUGGAUGAGACGCUGGUCCACAGCAGCUUCAAGGUUUUGGAGCGUGCCGACUUCACCAUUCCAGUUGAGAUUGAAGGUCAAUACCACAACAUCUAUGUGAUCAAACGUCCUGGCGUGGAUGCCUUCAUGAAGCGUGUUGGUGAGCUUUACGAAGUGGUGGUGUUCACUGCCUCGGUUUCAAAGUAUGGCGACCCUUUGCUUGAUCAACUGGAUAUCCACAAUGUGAUUCAUCACCGCUUGUUCCGAGAGAGUUGUUAUAACCACCAGGGGAACUACGUCAAGGAUCUUUCACAAGUCGGUCGAGACCUGAAGGAAACAAUUAUCAUUGAUAAUUCCCCCACAUCAUACAUUUUCCACCCUGAGCACGCGAUUCCCAUCAGUAGCUGGUUCUCUGACGCUCACGACAAUGAGUUGCUCGAUCUCAUCCCUGUUCUCGAGGAUCUUGCAGGGGCCCAGGUCCAAGAUGUCAGCAUGGUCCUGGACUGUACCCUCUAG